Molecule: messenger RNA, 2586 nt
Organism: Stylophora pistillata
Lineage: Eukaryota; Metazoa; Cnidaria; Anthozoa; Scleractinia; Pocilloporidae
Molecular function (GO): protein binding
Source: RefSeq, a predicted model, not a curated record
AUGACCACAGAGGAAGGUAUUUGGUCAAACAAAAAGGAGUACGUGAUGACUAACACGUGUGAAAUCCUACAGAAGAUCAGGAUAGGUUUAGAUGUUGCCACAUAUCUUCUAAACACUGAUCGUGGUAUACAAGCCGCUCAUUUGUGUUAUGAAUGUUUAGUCUUACUCAACAAUCUAUGCUUUGAUAUGAACGGCCUGGAUGUCUCUCAGGUAAUAUUCAAUGCUUACUACGCAAUUUCCGAUUACACAAACGCAGUUCAAUACACUAAAAAACUUAUCGCCAUGUUCCACAAUACAAUAAAAUCAAUGACUGAACUGGGAGACAAAUAUCGAAGACAAAGUAGGAUUGCAGAAGCCAAGGAACUUUUUGAAGGCGCACUUGCCAUCGCAAAAUCAAUUGACUACAGAAUUGGAGAAGCAGUGACUUAUGGAAGGCUAGGAUUUGUGUUUCAAUCACUCGGUGAAUAUCAGAAGGCUAAAGAAAAUCACGAGAAUGCUGUUGCUAUCGCAACAGAAAUUGGCGACAGGGAAGGAGAAGGGAGAACGUAUGGGAACCUUGGAAAUGUGUUUCAAACGCUCGGUGAACAUCAGAAGGCUAAAGAAUAUCACAAGAAAGCUCUUGCUAUUGCAAUAGAAAUUGGUAAUAGGGAAAAAGAAGGAGCAUGCUACACGAACCUUGGAGGUGUGUUUCUAUCACUUCGUAAAAAUAAGCAGGCUAAGGAACAUUUUGACAAAGCACUCGCCAUCAGUAUAGAAAUUGGCGACAGAGCGAGCGAGGGAUACUGCUACGGAAGCCUGGCAAGUCUGUACGAUUCGUUUCAUGACUACCAGAAGGCUACAGAGCUACUCGAGAAAGUACUUGUUAUCAGCAUCAAUAUUGGCGAUAGAAAACAACAAGGUAACACCUACCUUAACCUUGGGCGUGUGUCUCUAUCGCUUGGCAAAUACUACGAAUCGGAAAAGUACUUUGAGAAAGCGCACUUGAUGAGUAGCGAAAUUGGAGACAAUAUGACUGACUUUAAGAGCCUCCUUGGUAUCACUCAGUUGAAGAUAUCGGAAUCAAAGCUAGAGGAGGCAGUGAUGUAUCUUUGUCAAAGUAUUGAAAUUUAUGAAAAUUUGCGAAGUUUUCUCAAAGAAAACGAUGAAUUUAAAACAUGUCUCUUAGAAGAGCACGGUAAUUCCCCCUACGAGUUGCUCAGUUGCAUGCUGUGUGCCACCGGAAGUGUGGGAGACUCUCUUAAUGUGGAGGAGCUAAGACGCGCUAGAGGCCUCGCAGAAUUAAUGGCAGAUAAACUCUCAAUUGAAAGCCACAUCUCAGCUGAUUCAACAUCUCGGCCAAGGAUCGAAAGCAUUGUGAAUCAAGAGAGCGAUUGCGCUGUUUUGUACAUUUCAUAUUGUGAGCGGCAUGUUCGUUUGUGGGUUUUAAAAGCUAAUGGAGACAUUGACUAUCGAGUGAGCCCCGAAAUGAAAUUCGACACCCUCAUGGCUGCAGUCGUUUGCGAUGUAGAGGAAAUUUUUAAAAAAAGUGCCUCCAGUUUCGGCAUUUUACAUCACGAGAAUUGCGAGGAUCGAUCUUUGGGUGACGGUAUCGUCAUGUCUCCUCAAGAAGAGAGCCGAGCAACCUUGCAAGGAGACGUGACCAAACGGAACGAAAUGAUUCUUCAAUUCUGUUAUGACCAGCUUAUCGCUCCUGUCAAAGAUUUACUUACAGAGCCUGAAGUCAUCAUUGUGCCUGAGAAGUGUUCGUACCGAGUCCCUUUUGCUGCCUUACGGGAUGAGACAGUGGGAAAGUAUUUUUCAGAAACCUACAGAAUCCGCAUCGUCCCUUCUCUGACGACUCUGGGGAUCAUUCAGGAAUGUCCGGGGAACUAUCACAGUCAGACCGGUGCACUGGUAGUGGGUGAUCCUUGGGCUGACGAAGUGCAUUAUAAAGGAAGUACCUGGAAAUGGAAGCCAUUGUUCUGCGCAAGGAAAGAAGCAGAGAUGGUUGGUCGACUCCUGGGGGUUGAGCCAUUGUUAGGAGAGCACGCAACAAAGCAGGCGGUACUUCACGCACUUCAUUCAGUGAGCCUGAUACAUCUUGCCGCUCAUGGUAAUACCGAGAGAGGGGAGAUUGUGCUGUCCCCAAAUUGCACCACUAAAAGUAUUCCACAAGAAGAAGACUACCUUUUGACUAUGUCCGACAUUUCAAAGGUGAAGCUGCGAGCUAAACUGGUCGUACUUAGUUUUUGUCACAGUGGGCGUGGAACUUUUAAACGGGAGGGAGUCAUUGGAGUCGCUCGGGCGUUCCUAGCAUCUGGUGCACGUUCAGUGUUGGUGGCAUCAGAAGACAAAGCAACAGAGCUACUCAUGAAACUUUUUUACAAACACCUGGCUGCUGGAGAAAGUGCCAGCGAAUCUCUUCACCAGGCCAUCAAAUGGUUGAGAGGCAACGGCUUCACCGAACCUGCCCAAUGGGCUCCGUUUGUACUGAUGGGAGACAACGUGACCUUCGACUUGAAAAAAAUAAGGCAAAAAGAACUGACGGAGGAAGAGAAUGACGAGGACAAGAAACAGGGUAGCGACUGAUCCCUGACUCUCCCCCCC